This is a messenger RNA of Notothenia coriiceps (black rockcod), 1423 nucleotides long. Its product is annotated as unconventional myosin-IXa-like. The record is from RefSeq and is a predicted model, not a curated record. The transcript has 3 exons. Gene Ontology annotation, molecular function: GTPase activator activity; microfilament motor activity; actin filament binding. Lineage: Eukaryota; Metazoa; Chordata; Actinopteri; Perciformes; Nototheniidae. Gene Ontology annotation, cellular component: axonal growth cone; actin filament. The annotation marks the transcript as partial. Gene Ontology annotation, biological process: establishment of epithelial cell apical/basal polarity; intracellular signal transduction.
CCUGCGGGAGGCGGAGCGGCAGCGUCUUCAGACUCUCCUCCACCAGGAGGUCCUGCGGAGGAUCGUCACGCUGCAGCGCCGCUUCAGAGCCGUCCUGGAGAGGAAGCACUUUUUGGAAAUGAGGAGAGCUGCCUUCGUCAUCCAGCGAUGGUGGCGAUGCUGCCUUCUCAAACAGUCCACCAUGGACCGGGAGGAUGAUGAGGAGGAUGAGGAAGAGGAGGAGGAGGCGGCAGCGGUGUGUGUGCAGGCGGCCUGGAGGAGCUACAGGCAGCGGAGGAGGUUCCUGCAGUGGCGAGACGCUGCCGUCGUCAUCCAGAGGAGCUGGAGGAAGUGCCGGCAGCGCAGAUCUGAGGCAGCCGUAAGGAUCCAAUCAGCCUGGAGAGGACUCAGGGAGCGGAGCCGCUACCGCAGGACGAGCAGGGCGGUGACGCUGCUGCAGGCCAGAGGCAGGGGACACCUGGCCAGACUCAGGUUCAGGGACGUGAAGCAGCAGCAUGAGAGACAUCAGAGUCCAGCAGCAGCAGAGAUGGAUGCAGGAACCAUGGAGGACCUCACCUCAUCAGGACAGGAAGUUUGCGAUCAGGAUAUUUCAGUAGAACUGACUGAAGACCCUCAGCCUGCCGUGUUAGACGGGGGAGACAUGGAGAGAGAGGAGGACUCUGAGCGGAGCAGGAGCAUGAGCAUGGACGAGACCAGCGAUAAGAUCAGGAUAAAGAGAAAGAGCCGACGGAUGAGAGAGCUGGAGCAGGCUCAGUUCAGCUUAGAGCUUCUGAAGGUCCGGACCACCAGCGUGCAGGAAGAGUCCGUCCCUGAAACCAGCACCUGUACUCUGGAAGACCCUCACAGACUUUCCCCUCGGGGGUCUCCAGCUAGUCACGGUAGUUUUGAGCUCCUCGGUGUGGAGGACAUGGAGACCGACGGCUCUGGAGGUGUUAUCCCAGAGUCUACUGCACUGCAUACGCAACUACAUGAGAGAGAUGCUAACUUUAAUGAAAAGCCAGUGAUGGAGCCGCCAAACAAAGCAGAGGGCGGGAAAGCAACGUUUUAUAUCGCUUCUGACCAAAGUCCAGUUCAUGAACCAACAUUCAAAAGCCCCAGCAAAUCUGAGAGAAGGGAGUCCACGUCUCGGAGGCCUGUGGUGGUUCUGAUCAGUAUGCAGAAGGAGAGUCCAUUGGAGGAGGGGGAGCUGCUGGCAGCCCACAUCCUAGAAGGAGCUUCUGAAGCAGCAUCAGCCCCCGAAACGACCCCCGCUACAGACCCAGAGGUUGUAGAGAUGGAGCAACCUGUAGGGAUUAUUACCCAGCCUGAGAGUGAUGUAUGUGCGGCGGACAAAUCCCCUGAAGUCCCGCCUUUAAGUCCAGAAUCCGGGGUCUGCUCCUCAGAGGUGGACAUCCAGAUCGUCCUGCAGCCGAAGCCCAGCGUC